Molecule: messenger RNA, 3114 nt
Organism: Colletotrichum lupini
Lineage: Eukaryota; Fungi; Ascomycota; Sordariomycetes; Glomerellales; Glomerellaceae
Exons: 3
Coding region: 1-3114 (1037 amino acids)
Molecular function (GO): protein binding
Source: RefSeq, a predicted model, not a curated record
AUGUCUUCCCAAAGCGAAGAUGAUGCUGUGAUUAUCGACCGCGACGAUGUCAGCAACUACAAUCCCGAACAAAUUCUCCCCGAGUCUCCUGAAGUUAUCCAGAAACUCAGAGCCUGGCUGAAACCCACUUCAUACGACUUCGAAAGCAGCGAGUACCGCAAGCACAUUGGUUCGCACAUCCAAGGCACAGGAGAUUGGCUGACGGCCAGCCACUCUUACAAGCAAUGGCUACAAAGCGAAGAUACCGGUCUGCUAUGGGUCAAAGGGAUCCCAGGGUCUGGAAAGUCGGUGUUGGCUUCGAAGAUCAUCAAGGAACUCUCGGAUAACAACGAUGGGAGCCCGGUACUGUAUUUUUUCUUUCGACAAAUCAUUGACGCGAACCAUGAACCGGCUGCACUUCUCAGGGAUUGGCUUGACCAGGUCUUGGCAUACAGCCCACCACUCCAGAAGCGUUUGAAAGGGUAUGUGGUGAAGGAGAAGUAUAGCGACAAAACUCGAUUACUCGCCACUAUGUCGAUGCAAGACCUGUGGGACGAUCUUCGACUGGCGUUUUCGGGACUGCCUGGCAGAGUCUACUGCAUUGCUGAUGCUCUCGACGAAAUGGAUCGUGGCAACGAUAUCUUUCUACAGGCACUGGCCAAGCUUGGCAACUGGAAUCCUUCGAAAGUGAAAGUCCUCGUCACAAGUCGUCCGGUUCCCGCCGUUGAGGGUCCUCUACGACAUGCCAAAUGCAAUCAGAUUCGUCUUCAAGAGAACGUAGUCGAUGCCGAUGUUUCGACAUUUGUGCGACAGGCGCUGAAUGUUUCAGGUAUCUCCGACCAUGAUCGACAACUCAUCCAGGCGGCCAUUCCAGGUCGGGCUAAUGGCCUCUUCCUUUAUGCCAAGUUGGCCAUGGACUCUUUCCUCGAGGCAGGGGCCGAUGUCAAGGCAGUUCUCGCCUCUUUGCCAGCCGACAUGAACCAGAUGUACACCGACUUACUCAACGAACACUCCCGCAGAUCAAGAGUGCCCGACGCGAUUCAACGUUUGAUUCUGCAGUGGGUUACCCAUGCGACCCGUCCUCUCAGGCUCCUCGAGAUAGCUGAGAUGAUUGACGUCACAUACAACGAUGUGGCUCAUGAUUUGAGGGGCACCAAAGACCUUGUUAGGGCUGCGUGUGGCCCUCUCUUAGAAAUCUUGCCGGACGAAACCGUCUGUGUGAUCCACCAUUCCUUUACAGAGUACCUCAAGGGUACGACCAGAUCAUCAUAUGAUAACGGCUACCCGGUACUUCGCUGUGGAGACACGCAUGCUUGCCUCGGCUCAGCAUGUCUGGCGUAUCUUCUCUCCGGGGUCUUCGGCGAAGGCAAAGAGGCACAAGACACUCCAAUUGUCAAACUGAAGCUCAGGUAUCCAUUUUUAGCUUAUGCGUUGGAUAACUGGCAUAUCCAUAUUGCUAGAUCAACGGCCACGGGCCAUGAUCAGACCGGAAUCAAUGUGGCACUGGACAAGCUCAUGCGUGGCCCGGAUUCUCAUGACAUUUGGACUAAACUUCAGUGGUUCACAAUCGGUAAUGCAAAAUCUGGCAUAACGCCCCUCCAUAUCGCCGCAAUGCAUGGGCUCACUGCAUACGCAAAACAUCUUCUUUUGUCUCCCGAGACUGAGAUAGACGCGGUUGACGUUCACGGAAUGACUCCCUUAUGGUGGGCUGCUACGAAUGGGAUGGCCGGCGUUAUUCAGGUCCUCAUAGACGCUGGUGCAAAUCCCGAUCAUGAUGAGACUAGUAGUGGUCGCAAGCCGUUGCACGAGGCCGCUUCGAAAAACUAUCCCGAGGUCGUCAAAGUCCUCCUUAGCGCUGGUGUGAAUCCCUUGACUGAGAAGACAAGGGAAAACCCUAGGCGUCGGAACGGACAUCUAGAGGCCCUGAAUGCAUUUUUGCCUUUUCUCAAAGAUGAAGAAUCCCUCCAUCGAGCUCUUGCCUGGUCUGCUGGAUCGGGCCGGCACGAUUUAGUCCAACGGAUCCUCCAACUUCCCGAGAUUGAUAUCAAUCGCAAGGUCCAUGGCGGAACCCCUCUGUUCAUGGCAAGCCAGCGUGCUCAAAUCAAGACCAUCGAGCUCCUCCUCAAUGAAGGAGCGGACCCAACAAUCCGAUGCGAGUUUUAUGACGAAUUUGCUGGGAUGGGCCGCAUGAGAAUGUUCCUGUCUCGUGAUGAAACUGAUCGGAAUCGAAUUGUUGGAAUCACACCUUUGUACGCCGCUCUCGAACAGUGUCGCAGAGGGUAUUCUCUAGAUGCCGAGCCAGAUAAGCUCAAGAGCCUGCUAGAGUUAUUCAUAGAGAAGGGGGCCGACAUUAACGAUCGGUCUCCUUCUGGUGAUUCUCUGCUGCACAUAACAACCGGCAAUCCCGUAUGGGUGAGAAUUCUGCUUGACGCAGGCGUCGAUGUCAAUGCCGUCAAUAGCGAUGGAUGCACUGCCCUUCACGGGAAGGUGAUGGCAGAGUCUCUGUCUCUUCUCGUAGAGACCGGUAAGGCCGAUAUCAAUAGCAAGGCCACUUCUAAUGGGAAAACGCCGCUUCUCAUUUCGCUUGACGACUACCACACAGACACGACUCUCAAGCUCAUCGAGUACGGCGCAGACUGCACCAUUGUUGAUAAUGCCGGCAAUGGCCCUCUGCACAUUGCCUUGCAAUCCUACAACGCAGAACCCGAAGUCAUAGAAGCACUCUUACACGCUGGCGCAGACCUGACUUUGAGAAACAAAUCUGGACAAACGCCCUUGGACGCCAUGUUCUCUCGGAACUCACGAGUCUUCGACUUGUUGGACGUGGUAAUUCAAGCCGGCGUGGAUAUCAAUACAAGAGACAAGAAUGGCGCAACAAUUCUCUUUCAGGCUGUCUCAGGGAAGGCCUCCAGCUCAGAGACUGAACUGCAAGACACAAUCAUGAAGCUACUAGACAGGGGUGCCUUAUUGAAAACUCGAGACUUUGAGGGGAGGUCCCUUCUACACGAGGUAGUCAGGUCACAGAAUGGGCCUCGGGCCUCUUUCAGUCGGCAGGAACCUGGUCCUUCCACCUUGGAUUUCCUCAUCCAAGGACAUGCUCGAUAUGCUGAGGAUGCUGCUCAACUUGGGCCUUGA